CAGAAGAGAGCCAGAGAAGGCGAAGGUGGAGAGGGGGAGAAGGAGGAGCUUCCUGCCCUCGCCAGCAAAUUACCUGGCCACUUAAUCCCAGAGACUCCGGUACUUGGGCCCCAGCCUCCAGUGCCGGCAGCCCCCCGGCCGGCUGCCCUCUCCUCCCCCGCCCUUCCUGAACUCACUCGCCCCCCGGGGCCUGCCUGGGUGCCGGGACUGGCAUGAUCAGCUGAACUUUGCGGGGUUAGCGCUUCUUUCUGGCUUCCCCUCAGCGGUGCGGAGGCGAGGGGAGCGCAGAUAACCGGCUCAGGACGGACAAACCGGCAGACAGACAACCGCGCCCAGUCUCGCCUGCAGAGCCCCUACAUUCCCCACCCCCACCCGCCUAGCCUCCGGGACCAUGUCCAAACCUUCAGACCACAUCAAGCGACCCAUGAACGCCUUCAUGGUAUGGUCCCGAGGCCAGCGGCGCAAGAUGGCCCAGGAAAACCCCAAGAUGCACAACUCAGAGAUCAGCAAACGCCUAGGCGCUGAAUGGAAGCUUCUGUCCGAGGCAGAGAAGCGGCCGUACAUCGACGAGGCCAAGAGGCUACGCGCCCAGCACAUGAAGGAACACCCUGACUACAAGUACCGGCCGCGGCGCAAGCCCAAGAACCUGCUUAAGAAGGACAGGUAUGUCUUCCCCUUGCCCUACCUGGGCGACACGGACCCGCUCAAGGCGGCGGGCCUGCCCGUGGGGGCCUCCGACGGCCUCCUGAGCGCGCCCGAGAAAGCCCGGGCCUUCUUGCCGCCAGCCUCGGCGCCCUACUCCCUGCUGGACCCCGCGCAGUUUAGCUCAAGCGCCAUCCAGAAGAUGGGUGAAGUGCCCCACACCUUGGCCACCGGCGCACUGCCCUACGCGUCCACCCUGGGCUACCAGAACGGCGCCUUCGGCAGCCUCAGCUGCCCCAGCCAACACACGCACACGCACCCGUCCCCCACCAACCCGGGCUACGUGGUGCCCUGUAACUGUACCGCCUGGUCUGCCUCCACCCUGCAGCCCCCCGUCGCCUACAUCCUCUUCCCGGGCAUGACCAAGACUGGCAUAGACCCUUAUUCGUCAGCCCAUGCCACGGCCAUGUAA
This is a messenger RNA of Acinonyx jubatus (cheetah), 1114 nucleotides long. RefSeq names its product SRY-box transcription factor 14 (gene SOX14). Gene Ontology annotation, biological process: anatomical structure morphogenesis; negative regulation of transcription by RNA polymerase II; positive regulation of transcription by RNA polymerase II. The transcript has a single exon. NCBI's taxonomy places the organism in Eukaryota, Metazoa, Chordata, Mammalia, Carnivora, Felidae. Gene Ontology annotation, molecular function: DNA-binding transcription factor activity, RNA polymerase II-specific; RNA polymerase II cis-regulatory region sequence-specific DNA binding. The record is from RefSeq and is a predicted model, not a curated record. Bases 392 to 1114 code for a protein of 240 amino acids.